UCAGGAGCAGGGCCAAGGACCACUCCUCGGCGUGAGGAGGAGCGCAGGGACGUCCAUGGCCGGGCGGCGGCGAUGAACGGGGCGCAAGUGGAGGCCGCGCUGAACCGCAAGAACGUCGAGGUGCUCCAGGGCGAGGACCACGUCGCCACGGCCACGGUGCUACCAGAUCGCCACGAGACCAUCGGCGGCGCGCUGGACGGCGGCGAGGACCCGGCGUGGGUCCCCGACCAGGACACGGGCGUCUUCGUCCCUGCCGAUGCCGGCGCUGACGCCCACGGCGGCAGCGGUGCGCAUCCCGUCCCACCGCACCUGUACGGAGGCGUGGGCGGGUCGGCGUCGGUGCUGGACCAGGCGGUGUUCGUCCGGGAGGACAUCGAGAGGCCCGCCAUGGACCUGACCGAUGCCAACGGCGGCAACAACUAGCUGGUGCAGGUAGCUGCAUCCAUCAGCUAUGCGCCUCCUCACAAGUGGAAUUGGCUGUUCCCGGUGUUCGCUGGCGCUUGAGGCAGGCUCGGCUUGGCGGCUGCACGGGUGUCAGAUCCGGCCUGACCGGGGUUGUGCUGCUAAAGCCGUUGGAUCCGGCUUGGCCUAGCGGACUGCUCCCCGGUGGUGAUUGCCUCAAGGUUGGAGCUGGAACUGUGUGGCGGCACCGCCGAUCUUUGAUUUGUGGGUUGUGGUGGACACUGAUUGUUCCUCUGUCCAUAAUCAUUGGCUGCUGCUGGCAACUAGCAUUGGUGUGGUUGUGGGAUGCAGCCGGAAGGCUCCUUCAUGAGUUUUGGCCGCUCUCACUUCGGUCAGCUUGUUUUCGACGGCAUGAUGCAAUCUGUGGAUGAUGACUUGACGCAAAGGGAUGGGUGUGCAGCGAUGACGUUGUGCUUUAGCGCAUGUAAUUGCCGGGAUCAUGGAAAGGUGAUGGUGACAACACAAUUGACUUCGAUUUGAUGGUGCUUCUCGAGUACCUAAUAUGGAGCUCCGUGGUGAAAACCAAGGUUUGAACUGAGAUGGUUUUACCUGGCAAUGACGAUGCUUUUGCAUCGUUAUCUUGUUGAAGGCAUUGUUCGGAGCUUGGACUUGUUCUUCAGGGUGAAAACUUAGAAUCUGGCCUUUGAUGGUUGGAUCAGGUGAUGAUGACACUGAGUGUCGUUUCCUUCAUGAAGGCGUUGUUGAAGAACUUUUCUCGUCGUCAGGGUGUGUCAAAAGAUGUUGGUGCGGAUAAGGUCAUUGUUGUAGUUUGUCAAUCGCUAUCUUGAUCGGUUUGGGAUUCUUUUUUUUUUCCUCGCUUAGGCAUAGCUUUGGUCUUAUAUGACUUUGCCAUUUGUCGGCGUGUUUAUGUGUGUGUGCGUUGGUGUCGGCUGUGUGCAUCUUAGCUAUGCAGAGGCCGGGUGUG
This is a messenger RNA of Triticum urartu, 1387 nucleotides long. RefSeq lists its product as uncharacterized. NCBI's taxonomy places the organism in Eukaryota, Viridiplantae, Streptophyta, Magnoliopsida, Poales, Poaceae. The record is from RefSeq and is a predicted model, not a curated record.